AUGAGAUCCUCAGUUAUCGCAGCAUUGUGUGCAGCACAACUGGUAUUGGCGAGCAAUCUUCAACAUGACUUGGCUGGGCGGGGAAUAAUUACACCGGAAUUCGCUGAGAGAUCAUCAGAGCUCGUUGUCAAUAAGAAGGAGAUCACGAUUGUACAGGCUAAGAGCGAGGAAAUCAUUAUUAUCUGGACCAAUGAUGGCAAUGGCGCUGCAACUAAAACAGUGACCGAGACGAAAACGGUUCCUCAAGUAGCUGGUGCGACAGUGGCAGCAGCAGCACAGGCAACCCAUACCGUUGUAGUGGGAGGCCCCGCUGGAAAGGUAUAUACACCUGAGACGGUCAACGCUGCUAUAGGGGAUAUGAUCGUAUUCAAUUUCGAAAUGGCAAAUCACACACUCACACAAUCAGCUUUCACAACACCGUGUGAAAAGCUGGCUACCGGUGGAAUGGAUAGUGGUUUCGUACCAAAUGUUAAUAAUACCAUCAGUCCACCCCCAGCCAUGGCUAUGCAAGUCAUGGUUGAUACUCCUCAAUGGUUCUACUGUCGUCAAGCUGGCCACUGCGGAUCAGGAAUGGUUUUCAGUAUCAACCCCACUGCCGACAAAACUCAAGCGCAGUUCAAAGCAAUGGCUGUUGCACAAAAUGGUACUGGAACCCAGAGUGCUAUUCAAGGAGGAUCCUCUGCUGGCGGAGCCAGUAGUGGAACAUCUUCAAGUGCUGUUGCUUCAGCUGCCGGUGCAGUUUCUACCGCGACAGUUGCUUCUGGGACAGGGACAGUUGGUUCUGAUGGAACAUGCUCAUGUAGCUGUCUUUGUGGACAAGCUGCGUUCCCAAAUGCUGCAGUGCAGGGAGUUGGAAUGUUUGGUGGAGUGUCUGGUGCUAUGUCCAUGUCUUUGCUAGAGAAAUAA
Botrytis deweyae is the source of this 906-nucleotide messenger RNA. RefSeq lists its product as uncharacterized. The record is from RefSeq and is a predicted model, not a curated record. The transcript has 3 exons. NCBI's taxonomy places the organism in Eukaryota, Fungi, Ascomycota, Leotiomycetes, Helotiales, Sclerotiniaceae. Bases 1 to 906 code for a protein of 301 amino acids.